Rhizopus microsporus ATCC 52813 is the source of this 375-nucleotide messenger RNA. RefSeq lists its product as uncharacterized. The transcript has 5 exons. Bases 1 to 375 code for a protein of 124 amino acids. Gene Ontology annotation, molecular function: calcium ion binding. NCBI's taxonomy places the organism in Eukaryota, Fungi, Mucoromycota, Mucoromycetes, Mucorales, Rhizopodaceae. The record is from RefSeq and is a predicted model, not a curated record.
AUGUCAGAAGAAGAAAAAAAGACGAGCUAUCAUCUAUUGUUUGAUGAAGAUACAGGCGAAUUGACGCCAAAGACUGAGAAGAUUUUAAGAGCUAUAUUUGACAACUUUGAUAAAGACAAGGAUGGCAAAUGGAAUUUGAAAGAAAUUCAAGAUUUUGCCACAGCUACCAAUGGUCGUCCUUUUGAAGACUCUGUGAUUGAUGAAAUUAUCGAAUCCUUUGAAGUAGAUGACAACAAUAACCUAUUGUUUUCAGGAUUCUAUCAAAUGUACUACAUGCAAACAGUUUCUGAACCAGAAGAAACAUUAAAAGAUUUUCAAAAGCAUGGCUACGAUGAUAACUUAGAAUUAGUAGCUUCGCGUACAGAACAAGAAUAA